Elaeis guineensis (African oil palm) is the source of this 1471-nucleotide messenger RNA. Its product is annotated as B-box zinc finger protein 22. Lineage: Eukaryota; Viridiplantae; Streptophyta; Magnoliopsida; Arecales; Arecaceae. Gene Ontology annotation, molecular function: zinc ion binding. Gene Ontology annotation, biological process: regulation of DNA-templated transcription; photomorphogenesis. Gene Ontology annotation, cellular component: nucleus. The record is from RefSeq and is a predicted model, not a curated record.
UGCUCUCUUUAUCCAAAACCCUCUCUCCUUCUCCCCUUCUCUUCUCCGCCUACUUUUCUCCCACCCCCACCAACCAAUAAAAAUCACCCCAACUCCUUCUUCCUCUUUCCUUCCACUGAUCCAAUCUCUCUCAUUCUCUCCCUCCUCGUUCCCCCACCCAUCUCUUUCUCUAAAAACCACCGGUGAUCGGAGAAAGAAGAGCCAGAUCCACCGGGAAUCCCACCCCAGCGGACAAAGAAGCGGUUUUCUGAGCCCCGUAUCAACUCUUCUCGCUUCUCCCCCAAAACCCUAAACCCCACGCCAAUCCAUCGGCGAGAAAAAGUCGCCCGAGAAACGGCGAAUCCGAAUUCGACUCUCGAGGGUGACCAGAACCCGAAGAACCUGUCGUCGUGGGAGGUCGGGUCACCGGGACGGUGAGGGGUAGAGCGGGGAGAUGAAGAUACGGUGCGACGUGUGCGAGAGGGCGGAGGCGGCGGUGCUGUGCUGCGCCGACGAGGCGGCGCUCUGCUGGGGCUGCGACGAGACGGUCCACGCCGCCAACAAGCUCGCCGGAAAACACCAGCGGGUCCCACUCCUCCCCCGGGCCGACUCCACUUCCUCCUCUCCCCUCCCCACCUGUGAUAUUUGCCAGGAGAAAGCUGGUUAUUUCUUCUGCUUGGAGGACCGUGCUCUACUCUGUAGGCAGUGUGAUGUGGCCAUCCACACAGCAAGCCCUUAUGUAUCAUCCCAUCAGCGCUUCCUCAUCACUGGUGUGAGAGUUGCCCUUCAACACUAUCUCACCAAUAGCAGCGCUAACAACACUAGUAGUAGCAAUGGCAACAGCACUAGCAGCAAUACCAACAGCAGCAACCCCACUUUAAGCUCUCUGGCAUCAAAUACUUCACUUUCAAGUAAGAAGCUGCAGAUGGCACCGGCAGGACUUGCUAUGGAGGAGGUGGAGGGCUUAAGGCCACCAUGGUCAUGGAAUGAAAUCCUGGAUGGUAUUGACUUGGAUCAGUAAUAUGGACUCUCAGAGCCAAGGUUUCUAGUUGACUGGUAGAGAGUCUGCAUCCUUGUUUUUUUCACAUAGACACAAAGAAAUAAGAGGGAAGAGAGAGAGAUUGAUAUAUUAUGACAUGAGAUUACUUGAUAGUUUCUUCCUUCUGUUUUUACUGUUUUAGUGAAUUUUUUUAGAGGGCUGAGCAGUGGUAGUGCCUUUGUUACAGUUAUUUAUGGCUUGCUGUUGUCAUCUGGUGUCAGGAUAUGGCAGCACCUUUUCUAGGACGGAAAAAAGAGUGAUUACAGUGGCAACAUCACAGGCUGACGCGCUUAAAAUGUUCUAAGCCACAGAAGGUUUAAAUGUAAAAUAGGACAGCUCUGUUCAUGUUACCAUCUGUAUAUUUGCUGACAAAAUCAUGUUGAGAAGAUAUGCGUGAUUUGUAUUUGGAAUAAUUACAUCCUUAAUGCGAGUUUUUGUCACUUGCUAAUGACA